Molecule: messenger RNA, 2168 nt
Organism: Hevea brasiliensis (rubber tree)
Lineage: Eukaryota; Viridiplantae; Streptophyta; Magnoliopsida; Malpighiales; Euphorbiaceae
Product: protein NTM1-like 9
Exons: 6
Coding region: 171-2000 (609 amino acids)
Biological process (GO): regulation of DNA-templated transcription
Molecular function (GO): DNA binding
Source: RefSeq, a predicted model, not a curated record
AUGAUAGUGCACCACCACAACAUAAAGUUUCCGCGUUGCGAAUCGACAGGCCGCAAACAAAAUGAGUCCGCGGGUGUACGCGAUUGAGAUCAAGAUGGCGAAGGUGAGAGAGUAGAAAAGCCUCCACUGCAUGACUAAUUGUCCACUAGAUUUGAAUACUGGAAGAAAAAAUGGCAGUACUGUCGAUGGAAUCACUGCCUCUGGGAUUUAGAUUCAGGCCAACUGACGAAGAGCUCAUCAACCACUACCUGAGGCUCAAGAUUAACGGCCGCAGCUCUGAGGUCGAAGUCAUCCCCGAAGUCGAUGUUUGCAAAUGGGAGCCCUGGGAUUUGCCUGGGCUGUCUGUUAUAAAGACGGAUGAUCCGGAAUGGUUCUUCUUCUGCCCACGUGACCGGAAGUAUCCUAACGGCCAACGUUCCAAUCGGGCUACGGACGCCGGUUACUGGAAAGCAACUGGUAAGGAUCGCACCAUCAGAGCUCGAAAGUCAGGCUCCAAUCCCACCUUCAUUGGCAUGAAAAAGACCUUGGUUUUUUAUAGAGGCCGUGCUCCGAAAGGCGAGCGCACAAACUGGAUUAUGCAUGAGUAUCGGGCUACCCUUAAAGAUCUUGAUGGUUCUGCCCCUGGCCAGGGUGCUUUUGUCCUCUGUCGCUUGUUCCGAAAGCCAGAAGAGAAGACUGAAAUUGUAAAAUAUGAUGAAGUAGACCAAACUGGAUAUUCUCCUACCACUUCUAAGUCCUCUCCUGAUGACAACACAUCGGAUCUAGUUCAAGAAUCAGCAACAUCUGCCAUACAAGCAAGAAAACCAUCUGAAGGUAUGGCAAGGUGGCUGAUAGAUGAGACAGAUAACAUGAACACCCCUAGUGCUGUGUUACCUGUUGAUAGCUCCUACAAUAGUCAUUCAGAUGUUGAAGAUCAUGCAGCAGAGAUGACAGCUAUGGUACAUCCACCGGUAGAAGAAAAUUCUCAUCUAUUUGUGCCCACAUCUGGCGAAAUUGAUUGCAAAGUGUUCUCGCCAAUGCAACCACAUAUUCCUGUAGACCUAGCACACUACAUGGAUUCUCCUUAUUCCGACUUUGGCAAUGAUCAUAAUGGUUUCCAUUUUCAGGAUGGCACUAGUGAACCUGAUGUCUCCUUAACAGAGUUGUUGGGUGAGGUCUUCAAUAACAAUGAUGAAUAUUCUGCUGAAGAGUCAACCAACCAAAAGAAAUCUGCUGUUGGAAGUGAGAUAAAUUUGUGUGGUCGUAUAAUGCCAGUUAACUUCCAUGUUAAGGAUAAUGGCUCAUACAGUGAAGCUGCAACAGAAAUGGCUCAAGUACAGAUGCAAGCUUCAUUUGGAUCUUGGAGAGCUCAAGCAUCAUCCUUCAAUGGACAACUUGGAAGUAGAAAUGUGGGUGACCUCGCAAAUCCUGUUAGGCAUGAUGCUUCAUCUGCCAUUUCUGCAGUGGGCUCAUCUUUUGGUAUAUUCAAUAGUAUGGAUGAAUCAAGCAAGCAGAUGAAUUCUUUGAACCAUGGUAGUGCUGUCAGUGGUACUGGAAUCAAGAUUAGAACCCGCCAGCCUCAGGUGCGCCCAUAUGCAGAUAACUUUGCCAUUCAAGGCACUGCUCCAAGAAGACUCCGUUUGCAGAUGAAACUUUCUGCUGUUUCUUAUGGACAUGGAGUGGAGAGAGAUGCAAGUCAUAAAGAAGAUGAGGAUGAAGAUGAAGUGCAAUCAGCUGUAUCAGAGGCCAGAGAUGCAAAACAUAAUCCAGAGUCAGAUAAGUUGCUGACAGAAAGCCAAUUGCACGAUUCUGACAAUAGCAUAGAAACUGCCAAGGAAUCUUCUUCAAAUUUGAGGCUAAGGGUGAAACAAGGUGGUAAAUCUGGCGAGAUAGGAUCAUCAGCAUUUCUUGAUGCAGUGCCUGCAAUGCAUGGUCGCAGCUCGCCGUCAGUUUAUAUUGUGGGAGUUGUGGUAGUUAUCAUCUUGUUAAUAGUUCUUGCUGGAAUUUGGAUAUUCCUGUAACGGCAUAGAAUCCUAACUUGACAAGGAGAUGGUAGUUUUAUAGACUGCAUUCAAAUCCUUAAUCAUCUGUAACUUGGAGGGAGCAUCAGUGUUUGGAUGACUUUUUUCUGUGAUGUGUAGCUGAUUUUAGUUUAUUUUGUACAAUAUAUUUAAGUGAUGUGUUUAUUA